This is a messenger RNA of Didymodactylos carnosus, 1101 nucleotides long. The record is from the annotation of a GenBank genome assembly. NCBI's taxonomy places the organism in Eukaryota, Metazoa, Rotifera, Eurotatoria, Philodinida, Philodinidae.
AUGAAUAACGCUGGUCGAGAUCAUCAGAGAAAUCAAAAUGUCGUACAAUGGAUAAUGAAUGAAGUGAUGUACGUAUUUGGAACUGUUUGGCGCGUGUUGAGACCACUCGUGGGAGUUGUUCUAGCGAUUGCAAUAGUUAUUAAGGUUGCUCAGUUGGUUAUACUACCAACAGCAUGUCAAUUUUCUACGGUUCGUGUACUUAUUGGCGAACAUUGCUCAUCUGUCAGUGAAAACAAUGGAACUUCCUCUUCAGUAAAGUUACCUCCAAUUGGCCCUUUCAUUGAAAAGAGUACAUCGUUAGCUGAAAUAUUAGCGAAUUCUGAUGUUUCUGCACCAGAAAGAAUGAUUGAAGUUAAACUUUCUAUAACAGAGCUUAUUGUCACACUCGGUUACAGUAAUAUUGAUUCAUUAGCUAAACAGGAACUGUUAACUCAUUUCACUGCUCUAAGAAAAUCUAUUCAAAAUACAGCUGAUGAAUUGUCUGGUUUGGCAGCUGCAUUUGAUACUACCAUAGAUUAUUUACAUUCUUAUGCUGAACAUGUGCUAGAACAUUUAACUCGAGAAUCCUCAUCGUCGAAUCAAUUAAUACACGACGGACAAAAAUCGAUUGAACAAUCAUUUAAUGACUACGUUUUAUUAGUGGAAAAGAAACUCGAACGAUGUUUGCAUAAAGCGCAAAAUACCCAUCGUCAUUUAAAUGAAAUUCAAGAACAACUUUCCACAAUCCGUGAUUUAUUAGAGAAAAAUAAGGUGCAUACACAAAAUGAACUGGACCAACUUGAACAUGAAAAUAUCUUGGUAAAGUUAUAUCGCUUCACAUUAGGCAAUGGACAAAUUGAUCAAAUGAAAUUUGAACGAAAUUUAAAUGUACUAAAUGGGUUUAUUAGUUUUGUGAGAUCGGUUAUUGCUAAUACGGAUAAUAUUGUUUUAAAAUUGAAAAAGUUUAAAAAUGAUGCUGAACAAGUAGAAGAAACUGUUUCCGAAAUGACGAUUCAAUCAAUAUCAAUUGAGGCACACAUUGAAUUAUUGCAAAAAGCCACUAAUCGUCUCAUCGCAUCAAAGGAAACAUUUAACGGGAAAAAGCGUUUAAAUCAACGCUAA